This is a messenger RNA of Gymnodraco acuticeps, 1469 nucleotides long. Its product is annotated as sodium/bile acid cotransporter-like. Lineage: Eukaryota; Metazoa; Chordata; Actinopteri; Perciformes; Bathydraconidae. Gene Ontology annotation, biological process: bile acid and bile salt transport. Gene Ontology annotation, molecular function: bile acid:sodium symporter activity. Gene Ontology annotation, cellular component: membrane. The transcript has 6 exons. The record is from RefSeq and is a predicted model, not a curated record. Bases 160 to 1212 code for a protein of 350 amino acids.
AUGAGUCCAUGUGACAGCGAGGGGAGGGCACAGUGGCCAAAAGGAGUUAGGCACAAGAAUGUGAGGAGGAGAGAUGGAAACAAGAGUGAGAGUGAGUACAGCAAAGUUACCGAAGCUGGCUUGAAAUUAAGGUGAGAGCCGCAGCCCAGCCGUGUUGGGAUGAGCGCCACAAUGAACGUCACAUUAGUCUACAAGGGAAUAACUGACAUUUACAAUGAGGCAAACGUCUCUGGCAAUGGAAGUGGUAUGGGUGUCUUGAACAUCCCCCCUUCCCUAAACAAAGCCAUCAACAUCCUCUUGGUCGGCAUCCUCUUCAUCAUCAUGAUAUCUCUUGGCUGUACGAUGGAGAUUUCCAAAAUAAAGGCCCAUCUCUUUAAGCCAAAAGGAGUAUCCAUUGCUCUGCUGGCCCAGUUCGGCAUCAUGCCCCUGACUGCUUUCUCUCUAGCCAAAAUCCUGCAGAUGGAACCCAUCAAGGCUGUGACUGUGCUCAUCUGCGGCUGCUGUCCAGGGGGAAGCCUGUCCAACAUUUUUUCCCUGGCUAUGAAGGGUGACAUGAACCUCAGCAUCGUGAUGACCACCUGCUCCAGCAUUGCUGCUCUGGGUCUGAUGCCGUUGCUGCUCUAUAUCUACUGCCAAGGUUUUGACGGUCUGGAAGAUGUCGUACCGUACGUCGGCAUCAUCUCUGCUCUCGCCCUCACCCUAGUGCCUUGUGCCAUUGGCAUAGCCAUAAACCACUACAAACCCAAAUACUCACCGUUCAUCAAGAAAGCUGGUCUCGGCAUCCUGACAGUUGCAGCUGUCCUAGUGUUCGGUCUGUCUUAUUUCGCCAUCAAAGAUGUGUUAUGGCUCGUCCUCACACCGGAUGUGCUGGCCGUGGCGGCUCUGAUGCCUCUGAUUGGAUUUACACUGGGAUAUGUGAUGUCUAUGAUAUGCAGACUCGGUCCAAAAUGCAGCAGGACAGUCUCCAUGGAAACAGGGUGUCAAAACAUCCAGCUGUGCACUACCAUCCUUAAAGUGGCCUUUUCCCCCCAGGUCAUAGGACCCAUGUUUCUCUUCCCGCUGGUAUACUUCACAUUCCAGAUUGCGGAGGCCCUGCUGCUGACCCUCUGCUUCAGAUGUUACCGAGCAUUCAAGCCAUUGGCCGAGGACGGUGAUGAUGUUAAACAAAAGGGAGGUGAAGCGGCCAUGAUAGUGCCACAAAUCACCGCCUAGUGCUGGAGCGAGGAGCCGAAUCCUACCUAGUGAAGACUCCAUAACAUGUUCUACACUCAGGCCUGUGAUAGGGAAGACUGGUGAAACAAGGGCGACUAAUACUCUUAAUACUGUCUACUUAAUCAAUUCUAUAAAAUGGUGACUAUAUGUACGGUUUAAUAUGCCAUGAUUUAAAAAAUAUAUAUAUAUAUUUUGUAUUUAUAUUUUUGUACUUAAAAUGUGCUAAUUUUGUGACUUACAAUUUGACAAUAAAUGAA